Molecule: messenger RNA, 3581 nt
Organism: Tachyglossus aculeatus (Australian echidna)
Lineage: Eukaryota; Metazoa; Chordata; Mammalia; Monotremata; Tachyglossidae
Gene: CATSPERG
Product: cation channel sperm associated auxiliary subunit gamma
Exons: 30
Coding region: 25-3495 (1156 amino acids)
Cellular component (GO): sperm principal piece; motile cilium; CatSper complex
Source: RefSeq, a predicted model, not a curated record
CUGAGCGGCCCAUCGGCGAAGGCAAUGGAGGCCCGGCCCUGGUGGGGGAACUCGAUGGCCCUGCUCCUGCUCCUAUUCCUGCCCCAGCUCGGGAGGGGUUUUCGGGAUGAAUGCCGGUGGAAAGUGGCGCUGAAUAAAUUUGACAACCUGGGCGGGGAGAAAGAUGUCAUGUUUAACCUGAAGCCUGUGCGGCAUGUGACUGAGAUCUUCAAGAAUCUCGGCGAAUCGGCGAUCGACCCCAAGGACAGCAUGCAUUACAUGGGCUUCCCUUAUUACCUGAAGAUCGGUUUUACCUGCUACCAAAAGCAGAACGUGGCCGCGGUCAUCCGGAAGGGUCACCUAACCGGCCUGAUGCCCAUCGCCCUGGUGACCUUCCAGGCCCCCUUGAACACCAAGAGAUGGAAACCGGAGCGGCUGGAGAUCGAGAUGGAGGCGGCCCCCUACCCAAUCCAUAACUGCGUGUCUGAGGAACUGUGCUCCCUGAACUGGUUCACACCCAUGCCCAUAAAGAAUGGCAGCGUGGUGAUGAAAGUGAUGAUCCACAGCAAUCGCCUCGGACCGGCCGUGGAAGAGAAAACGUUCACCAUAAACAUCAACGGAUUCGUAGAGCAGAAGAAGGAUGGCGUGAAAUCUUGCUUGGGGGAAGAGGUAAAGGAUUGGUCCGUGUUCAUGAUGGAGGGCACUCCGUCACAGCCGGUAUGGUCGACCCACAACCACGCCCCGGUUCUGAUCCUGGGUGGCAUCCACAACCAGAAGAUAGUACUGCUGUCCGACACCGCCUUCGAGGACUUCACCAUGGUGGAGUUGGCGAUCGACAGCUGCUGGCUGGGGUCCAGUAGCUGCCCCCAGAGGAAGUCCUCCUCCACCAUCCUGGACGCCAUCGCCAUGGAGCACACCCUCUUCAUCCGCCAGAACCAGCUCAUCUAUUACUUCACCGGCAGUUACUACCGCCCCAAAAUCAGAUCCCGAAGGUGGACCCGGACACUGCACAAUCUGUGCAUUAAGAAGCUCUGCCCCGUCUUUUUCCCCAGUAACGGUACCGAGCACCUGAUCGCCCUGGGAGCGGGCAACGAAGAAGGGUUUCUCUUUUUGGGAAGCGUCAAAGAUGGCAAAGUGGAUUUUGUGAAGACCCCCCCUCAUAAGAACGUGUGUGACCGCCUGAAAAUGUUUUCAUGCUACAUCCAGUGGGCCCUGUAUGACAUAGAACAUUUGGAAGUGUACAUGCUGGUGAAGACGGUCUUUGAGAAUAAGACCAAAUUCUCCGUCGUAAGUUACUUGCAAGGCACCGACACACUGCAAGUGAUCUAUGAUAUCCCAUCCUUCAUCCCUGAAGGAUUUGGCCACAAUUUUGUGAUGCUGCUGGGUUUGGAGACCUACUCAAACAAACCCCUCAUCCCCAAGGGUAUAUCCUACAACCCCUUCACCCACCAGUUCUUCAUCUGGGGCAAUGUCAUCCUGCAAAGCCACGACCGAAUCAACUACAUGUUCCUGUCCGACUUCCACAGCAACUCAUCCAUCAAGUACUUCGUUAACUCCUUCCAAGGGGAAAUUGCCUUCGUCACGGAGGACGAGGAGAUCUGGUACUUCUUAGAGGGCAGCUACUCCAUCUUCCGGCUUAGCCCGUCCCAGGGUUGGCAAGUGUUCCUAGACCUGCAGCACAUGCAGAAUGCGGAAGAAUACGGCCCAAGCGAGAUCAUGAUCAGCCUCUUCUUCGAUCACGAAGGGCUGCAGCAGCUGGUGUACCUGUUUGAGGAAAAUGGGACACAUAAUCGGAGCAAGAAAGGCAAACUGAUCAAGCGAAAGUUCCCCAUCUCCAGGGUGCUGGAAUACCAACAGCUUGGCGCGUUCUCCUACAACAAGGAGGUAGUGAAGUCUAAAAGAUACAUCAACUUUGCCAGUGUGUGCCCCUUCAUUUCCAUGAGGAUAGAGGACCUACCCACUCCCCAGCGCUACACCCGCCAGGAACGCUACCGAGCCGAGCCCCCCGAUGUCUUGCACCCCUUGGGAUUCCACAACAACGUGUCCCUGGCCAUCUACCAGGGCCUGGUCUACAACCUGCUGUGGCUCCACUGGAAAUACAAUAAACCUUACGCCGAUCCUGUCCACGACCCCACUUGGAGCUGGUGGAAGAAUAAAAAGAGUUACCAGGACUACUACACCUACCUAGCCAGCAACUGGAAGAGCAAGGGCGGGGUACACAUCAACAUGGACCAUUACAGAAAGAUCUACCACCUGCCCGCCAACAAACAGCUGCCCGACAGAAUCUACCUGGACAAGGGCAACGACUACGCCUUCACCGUUUCCGUCAGUACCGAGCUAGAAUUCCAGCGUUUCUCCCAUUUCGUGCGCCUGGCGGGGUCAGUGUCCGACCCGAAGUGCCUAACUCUGACCAUGGUGCGCCAGGAUCUGAUCGGCAGGAACGCCAUCCUGUUCCGGGUGACCGUAAGUGACAGGCGCAUAUGUUUCGGACAAGACCUGAGCGGGGUCAACCUAAUAAUGACCUCGGUGUUACUCAAAAUUGUCGGGUCGGUGGGAAAUUGUUUCAAAAAAACCAGCAAGGGAACCAAGAUGCAGGGAAGCAACAUGAUUUUGGUGUUCAUCGGCUGUCCACCUGGCAAGAGGCUGGCCUUCGACAUCACCUACACCAUGGAGUACACCAGAACCAAGAACAAGCACUUCUUUGACUGCUUCUACCAUGCUCCUGAGAUGCCCUGCUUCCUCUUCAAGGAUGUCUUCUACCCCUUCUUCUUGAUUCAGGACAUGGUCACGGGCGAGUCGGGCCGGUUCACUGGCAGCUACAUCCUGAAAGUCAUCGGCGGAGGCCCCUCCAUCGAAGAGAUCCGAGAUUACACCGAGGAGGAGAUUUUGCAGUACAACAAGCCGGAAGAAAGCAACCCUAGCUUGAUCUGGGAAGCCCUGGAAGAAACCUCCCAGAAGAAGAAACUCAACAUCAUGUCUUGGAAAAACCCGGGGAUUGUAUGGCUGUGCCUUCGGAAUUCUCCGUGCCACGAAAUCAUGCCUAAAGGGUUCUCCCCGCCUGAGUUCUACCUCAAACUGAUGGUGACCAACAGGGGCGUGGAUACCAGCACGUACUGUGAUUACCACCUCAUUUUCAUCCUGCACCUCCACGGGCUCCCUUUCAGCUCAGGCCCGGCUGUCAACUACCUGAUGGUGUCGACCGGGUUUUUCCUCACACUCAUCAGCUUCUACAUUUUCUGCCAAAUGAUAAAGGUGAAGGUGAGGGAACUGUGGAAUCAGAUGAGGAGAAAGAUCCAAGAAAUGACCACCUUCCACUCAGGAGAAAGCUUCUUCUCCUCCUCGCCUUCAUCCUCCAGCUCCAGCCUCCAGCCCCGUUCCAGUUCUCGAGCCAACAGCUCCCAGAGUCAGAAAAUCCAUGAACCCCCCGGGUCCUCCCGCCUGCAUUGGCCCAACCCUUGGCGCGCCCCCAACCCCUCCAUCCACCCCAUCCAGAAGCAGGAGGAGAAGCAGGAGUGAACGGCCCAAGCCAGACCCCGUCCAUCUCCACCCUCUUCGACGCCGGGCUAGGAGGUACCCGGGACUGGCAAAUGCCCCCCUCGCCU